CCAUAGACUAACGCAGCUAAUUAAAGAUCUUGUGAUUACUCCCAGCCAAGAAAGUUCAACGGCAGCCCCGAAGGUGUUGCUAUGGUUUCAGCCUCCUUUCCUCUACAGAAACAAAGUUAAUAAUUUACAAGACCGACAGCAGGUGCCGGUGGAGACGGGAGCUCCACGUUCAGUUGUUUUAACGUUAAGGACUGGCGAAAAUAUCGUUUUCUUUCCCCCAGCCCCCUCCUCCACCUUUUGCUGUUGUUCGCCUUCUGCCUGGUCCAGGGAGAAUUGACAGUGUUCCAGACCCAGACCACACAAUCGCAGGGCAUCUUUUCCAGUCUUUUGUGAUGUGACAAAUAUUGUUGAAAUAGAGCUGCUCCAAAAGGACAAUUUUCUACCAUUAUGGCACUACAGCAAACACUGCACUAAAACGAAGCUUUAUUGUCAAACUUUGAUUUCAGGUGCUAAUAGAGUGCAAUUGCAACCUCUGUUCCAAAAUUGCAUCUUCCUCCUUUCUGGAUUAUUGAUCCCACAUUCAUUAUUAUUUACUAUAUCUUUGAUACAACACAAUUAGUGGCAGACUGUGACAACUCAGUGUGGAGCUGGAGGAACACAGCAGGUUAGGCUGCAUCAGAAGAGUAGGAAAGUCGAUGUUUCAGGUUGGGACUCUCCUACUUUCACAUACCACUCCACCAACCUCUGUAUCCAGCGUAUCAUCCUCUGUCACUUCCACUACUUACAAUCUGACCCCACAACCAAAGAGAGAUUUCCCUCUCCACCCCUAUCUGCCUUUCGUAGGGACCGCUCACCCUGCGACGCCCUCGUCCGUUCCACACUCCCUUCUAACCCCACCACCCCUGGUACCUUUCCCUGCAAAAGCAGGAGGUGCUACACAUGCCCAUACAUACACCUCCCUCCCUCCCCUCGCUCCCCGCCCCAGCCAAGGCCAAAGCAAACUUCCCAUGUCCAACAGGGGUUCACCUGUACAUCCUCCAACCUGGUCUACUGCAUCCGUUGCUCCCGACGUGGCCUCCUCCACGUUGGUGAGACCACACGCAGACGCGGAGACCAUUUCUUGGAGCAUCUGCGCUCUGUACACGAUAAUCGACAACACCUUACAGUCGCUAACCAUUUUAACCCUCCCCCACCGGACUUCCUUGAUGAUAUGUCCAUCCUGGGCUGCCUCCAGUGCCACAAUGAUGCCACAUGUAAACUGGAGGAACAACACCUCAUAUUCCGCCUCAACAGCCUACAGCCUGAUGGCCUAAGCAUAGAAUUCACCAGUUUUAAAAUCUCCCCACGUCCAACCCUCCCUCUCAUCUGCAUCUCCUUGACCUGACACAACCUGUCCAUCAUCUUCCCCACCUAUUCACCCCAUCUUUACCACUGACCAAUCCCCACUACCCCCAACUGCAUCCACCUAUCACCACCCCCCCCCACCCUUCCCCCGCCCCCCCCCCCCCCCCCUCUAUUUAUUUCCCAGCUCCCUUUUCCCCCUCCCCAGUUCUGAAGAAGGGUCCUGACCCAAAACAUCGACUUUCCUGCUCCUCUGAUGCUGCCUGACCUGCUGUGUUCCUCCAGCUCGACAUUGUGUUGUCUUUGACUCCAGCGUCUGCAGUUCUUGGUAUCUCUUUGUGGCAGACUGUAAGGCUGAAGCAGCAAUUGCCUGAAGAAGUUUCUGGUGAGAAGUGAUAAGAAGCACAUAAGCUAUUGAAGGAUCUUAUUUGGUGCGUGGUGAGAGUUGCGUUUGUCGGUUGAAACAUACUAACGAGAAGGGACGAGUCCAUGAUAGAGUACACAUGGGCUGGAGUUUAGAUGCAGCCUUGAUGCCCUUUUCUAUUUAUUAUUUCUCCCUUGAUGCUUUUGCUCAUUAUUUUAGAUGUGUGACUGAGUUCAUGAAAUAAUCCCAGAAUAUCUAUUGCAAAUACUACUGUGUGUUCUGAAAUUUCCUCUGAAAGAAAAUAACAGUUUCCUGCUUUUGGAAGAAUUGUAUCUAAAAUGGAGAAUUGAUCACUGUUCAGAAAAGUUUGGAAUAAUUGCUACCUUAUCAUCAGCGCAAGGGACAUUUCCCACAAACAGAAGCAUGGAAAAUGAAACGGACUCCUCUCCAUCAUCUUACAGCCACAGGAUAGUGCCGACAUCCCUUCCACUGUCCAAAUCUCUAACAUCCUCUCCGCCAGUAUGUAAUGGGACGACAUCUCCCAUUCGUUUUCCAAGUGAAGAGCAAGUGUAUUUCAACAUGACAUCCCCUUCUUCAAGCAACGAAGGGCUGUUGUGUGAGCUGAAAGCUGGAAAGGUCCUGAGGCCGACACAACAGACUACAGGCCUAACAACAAUAUUUUCUGGCAGUGGAAGCAAUAACCGGUGGUUAAACAUGGGGCGUGGAAAAGUGCCACUACAUGGGCGAGUGCAAUCCUUGCACGGGAAGCCUUCAAGCCCAACAGCAGCUGGUGUCCAUGGCAAAUCGAGCUCUGAUCGCAAAUCUUCAAUAUAAGCAAAAACAAACUGGAGAAUAGGGCAGUUAAAGCGAGCUAAUAGUAGAAAUUUCAUUUCUUAUUAAAUUUAUUUUAAAUUACAUCACAAUUGUCAAUUUAUUUACUUUCCUGUGAUUUCAGAUUUCUGCCCUGGUUGCAUUUGCUGAAAUUGACCGGGGUUAUUCUAGGAUAGAUGAGCAUUAUUGUCUCAAAUAUGUGAAUGUUACUUUUGGUUGUAGUGCCGUCUAUUGAGACAGUUUGUUUCUCAGCAGUUCAGUUUUAAGUAAAUUGAGACAGAUGAUACUCAUGCUGUUUCCAAAUUUCAACUCAACUCCACUGCUAAUGAGUAGAAUGGGUUAGAUUGUUCUUGAUUAAUAUGAACCUCUUUUUCAGUCUGCAGAAAAGUAACAGAUACGUUGGACAUUGAUGUUUUUAACAAAAAUAGAUGAAUUGAUAGCACAGAUUGAAAUAAAUAUGUACCAUUGUCAUUAUAUAUAGAUAUGGUUGCCUAGGCCAAGACACUUUCAAGGGGAUUUGGAAGGACAGGAAGAAAGCAAAAGGAGGUGGGUAGCUUUGUUAGUCAAGCAUGAGAUCUAUACACCAGACGGCUAUUCUUGGUUUGAAGUAUCAAAGUCAGAAUCAGUUUGGGUUGAGAUAAAUCGCAAGGGGUUCAACAAAAACUGAGAAGGAAGGAAAGUGGGGAAAUGAGUGGCAGCAUUGAUUAAGUAGAGCAUUGCAAUGUUAGAGAGAGAGGACUAGAAAAGGGAAAGGUUUUCACCUAGGACUACAUACAUUUUGCUGUGUAAUGGGUGUGUGUGAAAAUUAAGUAAUGGAUUCUAUCCAUUUGAAUAAUUUAUCUUUUGCCAUCUGUUUACGCAAAGCUAGUGUCCAGUUUCAUUAAUAGAGUUUUACUACACAGUGAAUGGCAGUUGACAAAUGAGUAACAGAGCCCAACAAUGAUGAUUUUGGAGUAAUUAACUUGUUCUCCAUUGCUCGGUUUUGCACUGAUUUGAGCAGAAGCUCUGCUGAUGGAAAUCUUGUGAAAGUCAAAUGCUGGGAGAUUCUCAGAUAUUAGUUUUGUGGAUGUCCCAGGUUUUAGAAUAAUUAAUGGGUUGUUGGAGUGGCUGGCUAGGUUAUUGGCCAGAUGGUAGGACAACAGAGGUAGGACAAAAGACAUCCUUCCCUCAAGGACAUUGGUGAACCAGCUGGGUUUUUACAACAUUUUAAGAUAGUUUUUUACUGAAUUUAAAUUUCACCAGCUGCAGUGGUGGGAUUUGAACACAUGUCUCCAAGGCAUUAGCCUGGGGUAUCUGAAUUACCAGUCCAGAGAUGUUACUACUACUACACCACCACCUCACCACUAGGUGAAUUAAAUUAUUGCCAUCUUCACAUCUGCAGAACUAUCAAAAGGAAAAUUUCAGCCAGUGACCAGGCCAGGUCUAUCAAUAGCCCCCAGUGGCCAGGAAAGCCAAAACUGUAUUUAAAAACAAAGUGUUGUAAAAACUGCAGGUCUGGUAGCCUCUGGAGGGAGGAACAGUUUACAGUUCCAGUCGAAUAUAACCGCUUCUCUGAGGAAGUUCCAAAUGUGUGUUUCUUUCAGAUUUCCAGCACUGUGGUAAUCUUGUUUUUAUUAAAAGCAUGAUCAAGCUUGGGCAGUUUGUUUGUGUACUUUACAUGCUUUUAUUCAUAUCUGGGAGUGUAACACUAUCUAUCUGCAAUAGAGUAUUUCUAUGUGCCUGUAUUAUGUUACAGCACUUUAAUGCUGCAGGCACACAUUUCCCUUUUAAUUUUCCAGUGUGUUCAUUUCAUGAUUGCUGGGAGGGAAAUGAGACUUUGGAAUCUCUUUAUUUGUAGUGAUAGGCAAAACACUGAUUAGACAUUUCACAAGAGGGAACAAAGGCUUCACUUUGUCAAUAAGACUUUUAUUCACAAGCAGUGAGAAGAUGGAACACAGUCUGACAGCACUUUAAGUCUGCAAAUCUGAUUUAAAAAUCUCCCCACAAUGAAUAAGGAGGGAAUGAAGUGCAGUAAAGGAAAGAUCCUCCGGUUUCUGCCACUUGUAAUAGUCCUCCUCCUGCUUAUCUAUCUAACAAGCGUUAACCUUUCCCAAUCUCAUCAGGUAAAUGCUCAGAAAUCAGAGACUGAAAUCUGGGAAAAUAAGCAUCAUGAAAACAAGCACGUGGAUGUUUCAAAGUCGUUGAAUUCCGUGGAUAAAAAUCACAAGGAGAAGUGUCACAACAGCAAUUUUCAAAUCAGUCGGGUCCAAGCUGCAUUCCAAGCUUGUUUGACAAAGAAUGAAGAUAUUUUACUUAAAAGCUAUCUUGAAGGAUGGGCAGAACUCCAAAAAUUUAUUGAUGCACUUGGCACUAUAUUUGGAUUUAUAUCUGAAGAAGUCGCCAGCAAAAUGAGAAUACUCAUUGAACAUCAGCAGGGAGUGCAUGGAAAGGAAUACACAUCCAUGAGGUCCAUGAUUAAUUAUGAAUUAACAAACAAUGUGGUUAAUUUCCGUGAACUUCCCAGUGACCGCUUGCAAUCGGGCUGCCGCACUUUACUCCGUCUCCACCGAGCACUACGGUGGCUACAGCUCUUCCUUGAUAAAUUAAGGGUCAGCUCUGAGAACGACUCAAUGCCUAUCAGUUGCGCAGAAGCCUAUGAGCAGUCCCUCGCUAAGUAUCACAGCUGGCUUGUGCGAAAAGCUGCUGGGAUUGCAUUCCUUGCCCUUCCAGUACGGACAGAUUUCCUGAAGAUACUGUGUCUGGAAGACAACAAAGAGACCAAAGACAAACUUUGGAGGGCUGUGAAAUUGAUUGACAGAGUUUAUAACGUUACACAAGGCAUGUAUGCACUGUAUAAUAUGCUUGAAUUACCUUAGACUCAGCGUGUUUUAUCAAAUGGGGUAAAAAAGCUGUUUGGCAAUCAACAAGAAGAUUACUUUCCAUCAAUGGGAUUUGUCGAAGUUGCUUUCAAGGGGCAAUAAAAAUGUUGCAUUUAGAAGAAA
This is a messenger RNA of Rhincodon typus (whale shark), 5457 nucleotides long. RefSeq names its product ceramide-1-phosphate transfer protein. Gene Ontology annotation, cellular component: cytosol; cytoplasm; membrane. The transcript has 8 exons. NCBI's taxonomy places the organism in Eukaryota, Metazoa, Chordata, Chondrichthyes, Orectolobiformes, Rhincodontidae. Gene Ontology annotation, molecular function: ceramide 1-phosphate binding; ceramide 1-phosphate transfer activity. Bases 4462 to 5331 code for a protein of 289 amino acids. The record is from RefSeq and is a predicted model, not a curated record. Gene Ontology annotation, biological process: ceramide transport; intermembrane lipid transfer.